AUGUCAGAAACCAAAUCGCCGGAGCUCAUUGAGACACACCUGGAAGAACUAUCAUCCAAAAGUGUUGACAUCUAUGAGGUUAACGAGGACAACAAGGGCUGGUAUACCAAGAGACUUAGAUUAGGUGCUUUCAAGUGCCUUCCUUACAAUGCCUCAUUUGUUCAACUAUUGAUGACUGCAUUUGUAUGCUUUCUCUGCCCGGGAAUGUACAACUCUCUCUCGGGUAUGGGUCAGGGUGGUGGUCAAGUUGACACUUCUACAUCAAAUAUUGCCAGUUUGUCACUUUCGUGUGUGUCUACUCUGGGGUUUUUUUACGGUUCCAUCUGUAACAAGCUUGGUGUCAACAGGACAUUGGCCCUUGGUGGUAUUGGUUAUUCCGUAUACGCUGCUUCCUUCCUAUGCUUUAACAUUACAGCCAACAGAGGUUUUGUCAUUUUUGCAGGUGCAUUGCUUGGUUUUUGCUGUAACUUCUUGUGGAGUGCUCAAGGUUCGAUUAUGAUGUCAUACCCUACUGAAGGGAACAAGGGAAAGUACAUUUCAGUUUUCUGGAUUAUUUUCAACUUGGGAGCCGUCAUUGGAGCCAUUAUCCCCCUGGCUAACAACAUACAUGUUACUACCGCUAAGCCAGUUGCUAAUGGCACCUACGCGGCCUUCAUGGUUCUCAUGUUUUUAGGAGCAGUCGUUGCUCUCUUCCUUUUACCUGCUGGAAAGGUUAUCAAGUCAGACGGAACUAGAGUCAUCAUCCAAAAGAACCCCUCUUGGAAGUCUGAGAUCCGUGGCUUUGCGAGUAUUUUCAGAACUGACACUUACAUCCUUUCAUUGUUUCCGUUGUUUUUUGCCUCGAACUUCUUCUACACCUAUCAACAAAACGAUCUCAAUGCCGCGAAGUUUGACACAAGAACGAGAUCACUCAACAGUUUGCUGUACUGGUUAUGCCAAAUGUUUGGUGCGCUCUUUUUUGGAUACCUUCUAGACAUGCCCUAUCUCACAAGACCAAAGAGAGCGCGGGUUGGUAUCGUUGUUCUGUUUUUGUUGACAAUGGCGAUUUGGGGAGGUGGAUACGCAGUUGCCAAACAGUACACAAGAAAAGAAGCCUCUGCAGAUGAUUGGGUUGUCAUGGAUUGGGAUACCUCUGGUUAUGUUGGAGUCAUGUUUUUGUACAUGUUCUAUGGCGCAUAUGAUGCCGUGUAUCAAACAUUUUGCUACUGGCUGAUUGGUUCUUUGACUAAUAACUCCAGAAAGCUGUCCAUCUUUGCCGGAUUCUACAAGGGUGUCCAAGGUAUCGGAGGAAUUGUGAUUUAUGUUAUGGACUGGAAGCUUGUUGAAUAUCAUGCAAUCUUUGGAACCACAUGGGGCAUCAUAUGUUUUGGUAUCUUGAUGGCUUUUCCAAUUGCUUUCCGUAUGGUCAAGGAUUCCACCGAGCUGGAGAAAGAUCUUGAAUUCAGUGAUGAAACACUGGAGGACGUCAUUCCUAAAGAUAAGCUUGAGGUUUAUCUUUCUAACCACGAAGAGAAAGUAUCUGUUUAA
Molecule: messenger RNA, 1527 nt
Organism: Kuraishia capsulata CBS 1993
Lineage: Eukaryota; Fungi; Ascomycota; Pichiomycetes; Pichiales; Pichiaceae
Exons: 2
Coding region: 1-1527 (508 amino acids)
Biological process (GO): transmembrane transport
Molecular function (GO): transmembrane transporter activity
Source: RefSeq, a predicted model, not a curated record